Molecule: messenger RNA, 1052 nt
Organism: Mugil cephalus (flathead mullet)
Lineage: Eukaryota; Metazoa; Chordata; Actinopteri; Mugiliformes; Mugilidae
Product: beta-crystallin B3-like
Exons: 6
Coding region: 89-808 (239 amino acids)
Biological process (GO): visual perception; lens development in camera-type eye
Molecular function (GO): structural constituent of eye lens
Source: RefSeq, a predicted model, not a curated record
GGCUCAACCCCACCAAGUGGCACCGACAAAGAGGGACAGUACCACUUCCUAGCAGGCAUACCCAGUGGAGGCAUAGUGGACCAAGAGGAUGUCAGAGCAGCAAAGUGCCCCGGAGCAGCUGGCUGCUGGGAAGAGCCAGGGUGGAGCUGGAGUCACAUACAAGGUGGUGCUGUUUGAGUUCGAAAACUUCCAGGGCUGCAAGGCGGAGUUUUCUGCAGAGUGUAAAGAUGUGACAGAGAAGGGACUGCCAAAGGUUGGCUCCAUGAUCGUCGAGUCAGGACCCUGGGUGGGUUAUGAUCGUCAGGGGUUAACAGGAGAGCAGUUCGUUCUAGAGAAGGGCGAGUAUCCACGCUGGGACACCUGGACGAACAGUCAGAACAGCUACUCCCUCUUGUCUCUAAGGCCUCUCAAAGUGGACAGUGCUGAACAUAAAAUACACCUGUAUGAGAACCCUGGGUUUGCAGGCAGGAAGAUGGAGAUCGUUGAUGAUGACGUGCCCAGUUUGUGGGGCCAUGGCUUUCAGGAUCGCGUAGCAAGUGUCCAGACUCUUAAUGGAACAUGGGUUGGAUACAUGUACCCAGGCUACAGGGGUCGCCAGUUCAUCUUUGAGCGUGGGGAUUUCAAGCACUGGAACGACUGGGAGGCCCCCGCACCCCAGAUCCAGUCUGUCCGACGUGUGCGGGACAUGCAGUGGCACAAGAGGGGCUGUUUCACUGUCUCCGACCCGGAUCCUGCUCCAGGCCCCGGCCCUGAACCCGACCCUGCCCCAGCACCUCCUGCCCCUCCUGCGACGGCUGGAGCCAGCUGAGCAGGAUCCUCUCCUCCCUCCCAACCUCUCCCACAGCCUCCCCCCACGCUGCCGACAGUGCCUGCCCUCUGCCUUAACCUAACCAUGGCAAACGCUGCUUGUGCCCAAUGCGGAGUGCCAUGUAUGUUUCAGUGGCCAAUAAAACUUGUUUGACCUUGAGUUUGUUGGUGAUGUUAUACUUGUAAGUCGAAGCUGAAAUGGCUUCUUUAACUGAGAUACGAGAGAUUUGGAUUUUUUUUUUUUU